AUGGAUUUUGUGCUUGGAUUGCCUAGGACUAGAACUGGAAAAGAUUCUAUCUUUGUGAUAGUUGAUAGGUUCUCAAAAAUGGCUCAUUUUGUAGCAUGUCAUAAGACUGAUGAUGCAUCUCAUGUAGCUGCUCUGUUCUUUAAAGAGAUUGUUAGAUUGCAUGGCAUGCCGCGCACCAUUGUUUCUGAUCGUGAUACAAAGUUCCUGAGUUAUUUUUGGAAAACUUUGUGGUCUAAGUUGGGUACUAAGCUUUUGUUUUCUACUACUUGUCACCCUCAAACUGAUGGCCAAACUGAAGUUGUUAAUAGAACUCUUGGAACUUUGUUGCGCGCCUUGAUUAAAAAGAAUCUUAAAAGUUGGGAUGAAUGUUUGCCACAUAUUGAGUUUGCAUAUAACCAUGCUGUGCAUUCUGCUUCUAAGUUUUCUCCUUUUGAAAUUGUUUAUGGGUUUAAGCCCAUCUCUCCUUUGGAUUUGAUGCCUUUGCCUUUGAGUGAAAGAUUAAGCACAGAUGGAAAGCACAAGGCAGAAACAGUCAGGAAGAUCCAUGAGCAAGCCAGAAGGAACAUUGAGGCUAAAACCAAGCAGUAUGCUCAACAAGCCAACAAGGGCCGAAAGGAGAUGAUCUUUGAAGUGGGAGACAAGGUUUGGAUCCAUCUGCGCAAAGAGAGAUUUCCGGCCGAGCGCAAAUCCAAACUUAUGCCAAGGAUAGAUGGACCAUUUGAGAUCACCAGAAGAAUCAACAACAACUCCUACCAAAUUGAUCUUCAAGGUAAGUACAAUAUAAGUUCAAGUUUUAAUGUUACUGAUCUUUCUCCUUUUCUUGCAGAUGAACCAGAUUUGAGGACAAAUCCUUUUCAAGAGGGAGGGGAUGAUAUGAUCAUGGAGGAGGUUGCUAAACUUGGACCAGGAAGCAGCUGGAGAGCUUGUAGCAGGGAGCAGCUUGAACCUGAGGAAGCACUGACCAUACCAACUGGUCCCAGUUACAAGGUCCCAAACUAA
Molecule: messenger RNA, 999 nt
Organism: Microthlaspi erraticum
Lineage: Eukaryota; Viridiplantae; Streptophyta; Magnoliopsida; Brassicales; Brassicaceae
Source: the annotation of a GenBank genome assembly